Molecule: messenger RNA, 964 nt
Organism: Carassius gibelio (silver crucian carp)
Lineage: Eukaryota; Metazoa; Chordata; Actinopteri; Cypriniformes; Cyprinidae
Product: phospholipase A and acyltransferase 3-like
Exons: 5
Coding region: 163-705 (180 amino acids)
Biological process (GO): N-acylphosphatidylethanolamine metabolic process
Cellular component (GO): cytoplasm
Molecular function (GO): A2-type glycerophospholipase activity; glycerophospholipid phospholipase A1 activity
Source: RefSeq, a predicted model, not a curated record
GACUGCUGCGUACUUGUAAGUAUAAUACCCUAAUUAGUUAAGACCGCAGUGUAACUUUCCUACUCAAUUAUCAAUACUUUGUUCAAAGCAUGGAUCGUAGAGCGCAAACUUUGUUAGUUUGUUUUUAAGGAAGACCGAAGAAAGUGAAAGUUUGAAGUCGCCAUGUCACAGCACGAGAAAAAGCCAGAGCCUGGAGACCUUAUUGAAAUCUUCCGAGGCAUAUAUCAGCACUGGGCUAUUUAUGUUGGUGAAGGUUAUGUGAUUCACCUGGCUCCUCCCUGUGAAUAUGCUCAAGCUGGAGCCUACAGUAUGAUGUCAGUAUUAAAUGAUAAAGCCAGAGUGAAGAAAGAAGAGCUUUAUAAAGUAGUUGGCAAUGAUGAUUAUCGUAUCAACAACCUUCUUGAUGGGAAAUAUGAUCCACGUCGUGUUGAAAAGAUUCUACGGGAUGCACACAGUUUUGUGGGAAAAGAACUUCCAUAUUGUCUCAUUAGUGGGAACUGUGAGCACUUUGUUACAGAGCUGAGAUACGGAAAAGCGGAGUCCCGACAGGUACAGCUGUGUGGCAUGACCUGGCAUAUUGAGAUUAUUCACACAAGUACUGUAACUGAAUUACUCAUAAAUGUCUCAAAUUGUCUCAGUGCAAAUCACUGGAUUGGUACGAGUCAGCGUGACGGCUGCAGCUGUAGGUACUGGUGCAGUGGCUAGCAUUGGAACCGUUGCUUAUUUCAUUUCAAAACUUUUGGGUUCAAAAGACAAGCAGACACAAUGAAUAUAACUAAUGAAAUAAAAACUGGUACUGUAUUAUUUAAAGCCAGUAAAUUGGUUGGUGCCUUUUAUUAUCUUUAAAUAAUAAUAAUUAAAAAAAAAAAUUGGCAAAGCCUUUGUUUUAUGAUUACAAAUGGAGAGACUAUUAUAGAAUGUAAAGUCUACUGAGGUGUAAAAUAACUCAACAAUAAAGCAAUGA